This is a messenger RNA of Saccostrea cuccullata (small rock oyster), 642 nucleotides long. RefSeq lists its product as uncharacterized. Gene Ontology annotation, biological process: DNA integration; DNA transposition. Gene Ontology annotation, molecular function: DNA binding. The coding region runs from base 1 to 642 and encodes 213 amino acids. The record is from RefSeq and is a predicted model, not a curated record. NCBI's taxonomy places the organism in Eukaryota, Metazoa, Mollusca, Bivalvia, Ostreida, Ostreidae. The transcript has a single exon.
AUGGGACGAAGGGGACGAGAACUUACUAUUGAUGAAAAGAAGACCGUAAUAUCUCUAAUAGAAAGUGGAUUAAAAGCGGUUAAAGUGGCUGAAUUACUACAUUUGAAUUCCUCGACAAUUUGUCGAUUCUUAAAGCGAUUUCGUGAGCGGGGUGACGUUGAAAAUAAACCUCGAAGUGGACGACCCCCAUCCAUGACUGUUCGCGACCACACGGCUCUCUCUAGAAUCGUAAAAAAAGACAGAAGAAAAACUUUAACGGAAAUAACCAAUGAAUACAACAGGUCAGUGCCAAAUUCUGUAUCUAAGAGAAAUAUUCAGCGCGAGCUUCAUCGUCAGCAGUACUGGAGAAGGACUGUGGCAAAAAAAUUGGGGGUCCGUGAAGUGAACAAGAAGAAACGACUUCAGUAUUGUAGGGGAAAAUUAACUUGGAAAGUUGACCAACAAUGGAAGAAUGUUAUUUUUAGUGAUGAGAUGACCAUAGUUGUAAAACCAGAAGGUAAAGUUAAAAGUUUGGAGGAAAACGUCGGAGAAAUGGAGAGGAUAUUGCCUGGGGUAUCUUGGACAAGGGCCCUCACGCUGUUUGAAGUUAAUGGUGUGGGGGACAAUAACUUACCAUGGAGCUGGAAUACUGGCAUUUGUUGA